Mercenaria mercenaria is the source of this 8691-nucleotide messenger RNA. RefSeq names its product general transcription factor 3C polypeptide 3-like. The coding region runs from base 32 to 2824 and encodes 930 amino acids. The record is from RefSeq and is a predicted model, not a curated record. The transcript has 26 exons. Gene Ontology annotation, biological process: transcription by RNA polymerase III. Lineage: Eukaryota; Metazoa; Mollusca; Bivalvia; Venerida; Veneridae. Gene Ontology annotation, cellular component: transcription factor TFIIIC complex. Gene Ontology annotation, molecular function: protein binding.
CGCCGAAUUCCCGCGGAAAAUAUCUGAAAAAAUGGAUGCUCGAGAUGAAAAUUUGCAGAGUGCACAGACGCAUAUGUCUAAUAAAUCUGAUAACCCUUUUCAUAAUCUAGGGCAAGAUGUUAGUGAGGAACAACUGCAGACAUGGCAGCAAAUGAGCCAUCAGGUAAGAGGAUUAGUACAGAUGUCAGAAUCUGAUGACGAGGAUGAACCUGUCAUAGAUGACUCCCUCCUAGUAACCAGUGUGACAGCAGAGAGUCUUGGUUUUACUGUACCCGUCAGUGUUGACCCUACUCCCGGACCUUCAGGAACAGCCCCAACUACUGAUAAAGCUGGUGCCACGAUACAUACAUUUCCUGCCAGUAUGGAGCUCACAUUGCAGUACCUGUCUGGUAAAAUCUCAUUUCUGGAAUUUAGUGAGCAAAUGGAGAGAGAGAACAGCUCUCAGUUGCCUGUUCCUGGGACAGAAACAGGGGCAGAGGAUGCACAAGGGGCUGAUGAGGCAAUGGAUGUAGAUGAAGGUUCAAAAGAUGAACCAGAUAAAGAACAAAGUAAAAGACAAAAACAUCCAAGGAAAAGGAAGCCCCAUAAGAGGCGGAGAAGAAAGUGGGAUUUGCCAAACCACCUGGGGAACAUGAUGGGAGAGGUCAAUAUGAUAUUUGCUCAGGGAAACCAUGAGGAGGCCAUCAAACAGUGCCUAGAAAUUAUAAGACUUGCACCAAAUGCCAACAAGCCAUUCCAGACAUUAGGGAUGAUUUAUGAAGAUAUGGGAGACAUGCAGAAAGCAUUGCAGUAUUCCCUGAUAGCAGCUUAUCUUGCCCCCUAUGAUAGUGAGGAGUGGGCACGGCUGGCUGACUUGUGUCUAGAGCAGAAUGACAUUGGACAGGCCAUCAAAUGUUACUCCCAGGCAAUAACUGCAAAUGGAGAGAACAAAGUUGAUUGUCUUUGGGAGCGAUCUAGGUUGUAUGAAAGCAUGAAGGAGCAUAGGAAAGCUCUUGAUGGAUACCAGAUGUUAUUACCUUUAUUAUCGAAGAGCGAUACAGAGAGGUACCUCAAACUGGCUUGGGGUAUCACAAGGACUUACUACGAGCAAGGAGAGAAGGGUCGUGCAAUUGAUACAAUGACAAAGGCUUUUACUGAUCACCCUGACCACAUCACAUCUGAAGAUGUGAACUUGCUGUUAGAACUACUGAUACAAGAGAAGAAGUACCUGCAGUGUUUAAUGAUUUUUGUGAAACACUGUGGAAUCAGCUUCACCUUUCCUGGGGAGAAACAAUGGUCUAAUGAACACAGUCAGUCACUGGAUGAUAUCAAAGAUGAUGUACCAAAAAGGUGUGAUGUGCCAGAGAUGUUACCUAUAGACCUCAGAAUUAAGCUGGCAGUGUGCAUGAUUCAUAUGCGAUACAUUAAACUUAUUCAGAUGGUAGUUGAGCCGUUGUUUGAGGAAGAUAUAGAGGGAAUGGGGGAUUUGUACCUAGAUGUUGCUGAGGCUUACAUGGAUAAAGGCUAUCACAAACAGGCUGAACCAUUACUCAGAAUGCUUGUCAACACACAGAACUACCAUCUUGCAGCAGUCUGGUUGAGGUAUGGUGAAUGUCUUCACAACCUGGGAGAUCUACAAGGUUCAGUGGAGGCAUACACAAGGGUGGUUGAGUUGGCUCCCUCUCAUAUAGGGGCCAGGAUGUCACUUUCAGCGAUUCAGCAACAAAUGGGAAAACAUGAUGAGGCUCUGGAGCUACUUCAGCAUGAUGAUGGGGAACAGAGAAAACUGUCUAAAGAGGAGCAACAGAUGUUACUACAGAAAUGUCAUUUACUACACGCCCAUGGAAAGCUUGAUGAGUUCCUGGAAACUGCCAAACAGUUGCUCUUCCAUGAGUGGAGGGAGAUAGAAGCAGAAAACAUGAGCUACUUGCAAGCAAUAAGAACUUACAAGCACAGGAAAGACAGUCUGAGGAAUCAUUUCCAGUUCAAAGGGAAAGAUACAAAGUUGGUGGUAGGGUUAACCUCCUCAAAGAAGUCGUCACUUGCCAUCUCAUAUGAAGAUCUCUGGGAUAUUUUUACAUUGUUAGGAAAGUCCUUGCUGGAGAAAGAGAGGUAUACAGAAUUUGAAGAAGUUACACUGCUUGGUAUGCUUUGUCCUAUAUUCAGUCAGGAGGAUACUUUGUUAUCUGAUUUUGAAUGGUUCAUAUUAAAUGCUGCAAUAAUAUCAAAGAAUCCACAACGUGCCUACGCUUUUGGCAGGCAAGCAGUCCUUGAGAAUCUAGAAUCACCUCAAGCCUGGAACAUGUUUAUGCAAGUGAUAAUGGUGUGUAAUGACCAGAGACAUAACCGCUUCUGUCUACGUAAAAUGAUGACUGAGCCCAACAACAUAAUGCUGGGAAUAAUGAAUGGACAUAAUUCAAUGGCAUCUGGUACAUACAAGCAUUCACUGGGAGAGUAUGCCAAUGUGUUUAGAAGAAUUCCUACUGAUCCUAUGGUGAGCUUGUGUAUUGGGCUUGAUUUCAUACAUUGUGCAUCGCAAAGAUUUGCAGCAAAACGCCAGUAUCUUAUAACACAGGGUGUGGCGUUUCUGAACAACUACAUUGAGCUACGAGGUGAAUGCCAGGAGACAUACUAUAACCUGGCUCGGGCACUGCAUCAGAUUAAUUUGCUAUAUGCAGCAAUCCAUUACUACAAGAAGGCAUUAGGAUUUCCACCUUGUGUUGGAGAAAAAUCGGGAAUGUUUGACUUAAGCAUGGAGAUAGCCUACAACUUGGCAUUGAUCUACCAGAACAGCGGAGCGACUGAUUACGCAAGAUACCUCCUCUACAAAUAUUGUGUCAUUUGAAGAGACUGGGAAACAUGUGUAAAACAAUCUCGAGACAUAACAACAGAUGACCAGGAGAUGGUGAUGAUAGAUGGAGAAAAGCAUUGCACUGCUGUGGACUGUUGAUGACUGGUUAAGAGCUAACAAAUGUCAUUUUGUCAUUUUGAGAGACUGAACAACACAUGUAUGAAACAAUCCACUGAUCCAUUGAGACUGUGAUAAUAGGUCAAUAGGAGCAUUACACUGCUGUGGACAGUUUUGAAUGAGUGCACCAUGACUGGCUCAAAGCUAAAAAAAGAUAAACAACACCAGGAGAAAGUUGGUGUUGCAGUGAUGAAUGAAUAUAGAUUGUAGGCUGUAUGGGGAAAGUUGUUGUUUCUUUGACAAAUGGAUUUCGGUUGAAGGCUAAAGAGAUGAAUGGCAGACAAAUGGAUUUAGGUUGGAGGCUAAAGAGAUGAAUGGCAGUACGGAAAGUAAUGCUGACAUAGUUGGGACAGUUAAUGUGUGUAUUUGUGGGAAUGUGGAAGUACAGUAUUUCUAUUUUUGACUCAACAGUUUGUCACAGAUAUAAGGAGACUUUCUGUUUACUUGUUCAGAGUGAGCUAUGAUGGAAAUUUGACCAUCAGUGAGAUGAUAUGAUUUAGUAUUUAAUAAGUGAUUUUGAAAUAGUAUUUAUCUGUGUAUAUAAGACAGAUAUGAGAAGAAUGGGAGAAAAUAAACAGAAUCUCCAGUGUAACAGGUGACUGCAGACAGGUUUGUGGUGAAAAGUUCUGUUGUUUUUUAUCCUAGGUUUUUGCCUCCAGUGUUCUUGUUAAUUAUUUUGAAGAUAUUUUAUCUGUUAAAACUAUUUACUGAGUAAGCCUGACAGAAUCCUGGAUAAAAGCCUAGGAAAUUGUUCAUGUUUAGCUUGUUAUGUAACUGAUACCUGUUGAAUAUUGUUAAAAUGAAAUCAUGUUGUUUUUUUAAGAGACAGGGCUUUUUUUUAGCUGAAAUCGGUAAUAACAUGCAUAGUUUUUGGAAAUGUAAUUGUGAUUUUUGGUUUACUUGGGAAUUUUGAAAAUAAAGUGUCUUUGAUGAAAUCGUUUCAUUUUACAUCGAGUUGUUUCAGUUUUGAAAGUCCUGAUUGAAAUAUUGGGAACAAACAUUUUGAAAAAUGUAAAUCUUUAUUACAGAUUGAAAAAAAAAAUGUCCCUAUUUCAAAUUGGGAAGUCUCCUAUUUUGGCCUAAAAUGCAGAAUGUAGAAAAAGCCCUGCAAGAGUAAUGUGAUAAUUGUUACCAUUCAUUUUCAUGGAUGCCAGUCAUUUUGUAUCAGAGGAAUUUUUGUUUUCAUAGAUAAAUUUUUUCUCUUGUUUUGGUCAAAGAAAAUGCCAUGUAAAGAUAUUGCAAAUAAAGCUAGAGAUGAAUUCCUAAAUGGCUAAAGUGGAUGAGUGGCAUCAGUGAAAUGUACCAUGGAAAUACAAGUAAAGUUUGUAAUUAACCUUUACCCUGUUAAUUUUCUAAAAUGGACUGGUCUAUCAUUCAAUUUGAGCAGUACCACUUAUUAUUCAAAGGGAUGUUCACUGAAAAUUUAUUGACUGAAGAGCGAACAGUGCAGACCAUGAUCAGCCUGCACAUCUGUGCAGGCUGAUACUGGUCGCAAAGGGAGAAUAAAUUGCCACCAGCAGGCUAAAGGUUAAAAGAUUAGGGCUGGGACGAUUUCAAAAUUUUGAAACCGGUUAAUCAUUUGUAUGAAAUCGAACCGAACCGGUUAAUCGGCCGCCAUAUUUAAAACGCUGUUUUUUUUCCUGACAACUGUAGGUGAUUACAUUAUGAUUAGGAACUUAUGGAUUUUAUCGUUUGCAAGCAGUGUGAUAAUAUAUGUCAUAUUUUAGUGUAUUUUAUUUCAAACAUAUCACGACAGGCAAAUUACUGACUAUUAACUACGUUAAAUGUGUUUAAGCAGAAAUAUACUACGAGUCUAUGUGCUAGUCAAAGAAAUGUAAAAAGAUAAAGUACGAAUCGUGGUGUUUAUUCUUUGAGAGCGAUUAGCGGUUUUGCAAUAUUGAAAUCGGUUUCACCUAGUAAUCGAAUCAGAUCCGAUUAACCGUGUAAUCAUCCCAGCCCUACAAAAGAUUGAGACUUCAUAUGCAGUGACAGGUGAUUUAAAUAAAUAUGGACAGUGAUAUUUUUCUAUUUUCAAAAGUUAGUUUAAUAUAGCGACAAAUCAUUUAGAAGAAUGGUAAAUCAGAUUUUAAAAUGUUAAUUCAGAGAUUUCUGCCUUACCAGUUAGUCAAUCUUUUAUAAGUUGUGAGAAUUUUCUGUGUUUACUUAUGUACAUUGUACAAGUGCUGAAGUCACAAUUUUUAAUUUGAUAAUUGUAGUGCAUGUAUUGUAGUUCAUACCCAGAUAGGGAAUGGAUUGUUACGAACCACUAAGUUUUCCAUAAUUAUUAUGCGAUUGUUACAAAAAACAGCUCUUACAUUGACAGGCGGUUUAUGCAUGUUUUAUGGUACUUUUGCUAUAUUGAAUUAUUUUGAAUUUUAUCAAACUGCAUUGGAUAAUAUUUUUCCAUCCUUUAGUAUUGACAUAUUGUAUUUUUUGAUUGAUUUAUGUACAAGUUUUGUAAAGCAGCUGGCUCUAAGUUUGUAAAGCAAAUGAGCGGCACCACGAGAAAACCAACACAGUGGCUUUGCGACCAGCAUGGAUCCAGACCAGCCUGCGCAUCCGCGCAGUCUGGUCAGGAUCCAUGCUGUUCGCUUUAAAAGCCUAUUGCAAUGAGAGAAAUCAUUAGUGAACAGUAUAAAUCCUGACUAGACUGCAUGGAUGCGCAGGCUGGUCUGGAUCCAUGCUGGUCGCAAACCCACUACAUUGGUUUUCUCAUGGCGUGGCUCAAAUUAAGGUGUGAUUGAUGGCUGAUAAGUUAUCCAGAACUGUUGGGAGAAAACUUUGUAGAACUGAAUUGAUGGAGAUAAAGCAUUUUUCACUUGAUCAUUUGAUAAGGAACAAAGGCACUAAAACCAUUAGUUGUCACAAGAAAAUCAUCAUAGAUGUUCUUGCAACAGUUUACAGAAAAAAAUUCAUGAUGCUAUACAGUGCAAUUAUGUAUAAGGUAAGGGACAUAAAAGAGUUUGUGAGAUUGGGAUUUUACAUUUAUAUGUAAAUGCAGAAUACAGAUUUACAGAAUUUUUGAAAUUGUACAAACAUGAGUGGACAAACAGUAUUUGAAAUAUUAUAAUAUAUACAUUUAUACUUACGAGUGAAUAUGCAUGAUUUAUGGAAUUAUAUAUUUUCAGCUCCAAAAAAUAAGGCGUAAAAGAAAAAGUUGUUUGUUUCCGGUGACCCGACCUACCCUAUUUUUUUACCGCCGACCCUAAACUUUUUUAGCGGUAAAAUCGGGCUGCAUAUUUUUGCAAAUAAGUAUAUUAUUAUUUUUAUAGCUCUUAGCACGAAUGGACUACUCCACCGAUCGGGUGAGUGUUUUUUUUAGCUCACCUGUCACAAAGUGACAAGGUGAGCUUUUGUGAUCGCGCAGCGUCCGUCGUCCGCCGUCCGUCCGUCCGUGCGUGCGUGCGUCCGUAAACUUUUGCUUGUGACCACUCUAGAGGUCACAUUUUUCAUGGGAUCUUUAUGAAAGUUGGUCAGAAUGUUCACCUUGAUGAUAUCUAGGUCAAGUUCGAAACUGGGUCACGUGCCGUCAAAAACUAGGUCAGUAGGUCUAAAAAUAGAAAAACCUUGUGACCUCUCUAGAGCCAUAUAUUUCACAAGAUCUUCAUGAAAAUUGGUCAGAAUGUUCACCUUGAUGAUAUCUAGGUCAAGUUCGAAACUGGGUCACGUGGGGUCAAAAACUAGGUCAGUAGGUCUAAAAAUAGAAAACCCUUGUGACCUCUCUAGAGGCCAUAUUUUUCAUGAGAUCUUUAUGAAUAUUGGUCAGAAUGUUCACCUUGAUGAUAUCUAGGUCAAGUUCGAAACUGGGUCACGUGGGGUCAAAAACUAGGUCAUUAGGUCUAAAAAUAGAAAAACCUUGUGACCUCUCUAGAGGCCAUAUUUCUCAAUGGAUCUUCAUGAAAAUUGGUCAGAAUGUUCAGCUUGAUGAUAUCUAGGUCAAGUUUGAAACUGGGUCACGUGGGGGUAAAAACUAGGUCAGUAGAUCUAAAAAUAGAAAAAACCUUGUGACCUGUCUAGAGGCCACAUUUUUCAUGAGAUCUUCAUGAAUGUUGGUCAGAAUGUUCACCUUGAUGAUAUCUAGGUCAAGUUCGAUACUGGGUCAUGUGAAAUCAAAAACUAGGUGAGUAGGUCUAAAAAUAGAAAAACCUUGUGACCUCUCUAGAGGCCAUAUUUCUCAAUGGAUCUUCAUGAAAAUUGGUCAGAAUGUUCACCUUGAUGAUAUCUAGGUCAGAUUCAAAACUGGGUCACGCGCGGUCAAAAACUAGGUCAGUAGGUCUAAAAAUAGAAAAACCUUGUGAUGUCUCUAGAGGCCAUAUUUUUCAAUGGAUCUUCAUGAAAAUUGAUCAGAAUGUUAACCUUGAUGAUAUCUAGAUCAGAUUCGAAACUGGGUCAUGUGGGGUUAAAAACUAGGUCAGUAGAUCUAAAAAUAGAAAAACCUUGUGACUUCUCUAGAGGCCACAUUUUUCAUGAGAUCUUCAUGAAUAUAGGUCAGAAUGUUCACCUUGAUGAUAUCUAGGUCAGGUUCGAAACUGGGUCACGUGGGGUCAAAAACUAGGUCAGUAGGUCUAAAAAUAGAAAAACUUUGUGACCUCUCUAGAGGCCAUAUUUCUCAAUGGAUCUUCAUGAAAAUUGGUGAGAAUGUUCAGCUUGAUGAUAUCUAGGUCAGGUUCGUAACUGGGUCAUGUGCGGUCAAAAACUAGGUCAGUAGGUCGAAAAAUAGAAAAACCUUGUGACCUCUCUAGAGGCCAUUUUUUUCACGAGAUCUUCAUGAAAAUUGGUGAGAAUGUUCACCUUGAUGAGAUCUAGGUCAGAUUUAAAAGUGGGUCACAUGCCUUCAAAAACUAGGUCAGUAGGUCUAAAAAUAGAAAAACUUUGUGACCUCUCUAGAGGCCAUAUUUCUCAAUGGAUCUUUAUGAAAAUUGGUGAGAAUGUUCAGCUUGAUGAUAUCUAGGUCAGGUUCAUAACUGGGUCAUGUGCGGUCAAAAACUAGGUCAGUAGGUCGAAAAAUAGAAAAACCUUGUGACCUCUCUAGAGGCCAUAUUUUUCACGAGAUCUUCAUGAAAAUUGGUGAGAAUGUUCACCUUGAUGAUAUCUAGGUCAAAUUUAAAAGUGGGUCACAUGCCUUCAAAAACUAGGUCAUUAGGUCAAAUAAUAGAAAAACCUUGUGACCUCUCUAGAGGCCAUAUUUUUCAAUGGAUCUUCAUGAAAAUUGGUCAGAAUUUUUUAUCUUGAUGAUAUCUAGGUCACAUUUGCUUAAAAACUAGGUCACUUUGUCAAAUAAUAGAAAUAACGACGUCAUACUCAGUUCAACACUGGGUCAUGUGGGGAUAGGUGAGCGAUUCAGGACCAUCAUGGUCCUCUUGUCUUGGUAACUUUACCAAAUUGAGAAAUUACAUCAGGCAAAAUUACCUGGAUUGACUGGAAUUUACCCGCGAAUCGUAAAAAUAUCAAAACGUCGUGCUCAUGGUGCAGGUAAUUUUCCAUUCCAGAAGCACGUGCGCCCUAUCGUAAUAUCUGAUUUACAUCGCGGUUACUUUUGACACAAAAAACGCGCAUAGUGCAUUCAUUUUUUAAUAUAAUCGCUUCAAAUUUUCAACACCCCUUGAGAACUAAUACAGUUUGAGUUCUAUAACAAUUUUAAUAAGAUAUCCACAGGAAUGUAGGCAAAAUUCUUUAAAAACGAACAAAUUUUCAUAUAAUGUUUUGUAAAAUUUCUAACAGCGCGAUCUUGAUUAUUUACUUCU